GGGCCCGGGGGCUGUGGCGGGAGGUCUGGGGGGCCCCCGGGGGAGCCCCGGCUGGGCUGGGGGAGCAGCAGGCCCGUGUGCCGGGAGCCGCGGCGGUGGCGUUGCCACGUGCCAAGCAGAAUGGAGGCCCUGGAGGAGACAGAGGAAGUGGAGAAAACACCAGAAGAUGAGAUCUCUUCAAAUAUCAGUGAUUUCCUUGAUGACCUGGAGACAGAUGCAGCUGAGAAGAAAGCCUCUGUCUCAGAUGAUGAACCUGAUUUUGACUGGAGCUCCAUUGACACAUCCCUCUUACCAUCUUCGUACAAGACAAAUUCCCAGCAGGAAAAGGAACUGCUGCAGCUCGCUGACCAUUUCUUCCAGCAGUACGCUCACCUGUGCCCUGACCGCAAGCCGCUCUUCAUCUACCCGGUCAAUGAGUGUGGUGUGCAGAAGUUUGUGAGCACAACGGUGAGGCCAACCCUGCUGCCUUUCCCAGACAUGUACUACUGGUCAGGCUGUGCCAGCUUUGUCUGUGACUACCUCAUCAUGGAGCCCCUCAAGUGCCCACUCACACCGCCCAGUUCACUCUAUUCCCCAACCACCAUUCUGAAGUACCAGCGAGGGAACUGCUUUGACUUCACUGUGCUGCUGUGCUCCCUGCUGAUCGGGGCUGGCUACGAUGCCUACUGUGUACAUGGAUAUGCCACCCUCGAGAUGUGCUCCCUGGACCAGACUCAGGAGCUGUGCCCACUGCUCAGGAAGCCCCCGGAGGUACCAGAAGAGGAGGAUCCCAACAAGUAUAGAAUUAAGUACCCUUUAGAACCGCAGAGUAAGUUUUUGCUUCAGCAGCAGGCCAAGAAGGAGGAAGAAACUGAAUCUGCAGAAAAGGAGGAAAGUGAAGAGGAGGUGCUCAUGGAGGUGGGAAAGCCCAAGCGAGACCCUUUGCAUGGCUUACGGGUACAUGCCUGGGUUCUGGUUCUGUCUGGGAAGAGGAAGGUUCCCGAGACCUUCUUCAUCAACCCGUUCACGGGGAAUCACCACAGCACUAUGGAUGAGUGCUUCCUUGGGAUUGAGAGCAUCUGGAACCACAGGAACUACUGGGUGAACAUGCAGGACUGCCGGAAAGGCUGCAAGGAUCUCAGCUUUGAUUUGAGUGAUUCUUUCUGCUGGGAAAUUAUGUUGUCAGAGAGCAAUGAGCCCUCUCAGUUGCCCACAGAGUCACCCAAGGAGGACACGGAUGACAUGCAGGAAAAGGGGGAAAUAGACAUGAGCUUUGAGAUGCCACUAUCAUGGGUAGCCCAAAUUAGGGUGUCUUGCACAGAAUAUGAGAAUCCCUUUUCCCAGGGGAAGAAGGUGAUCCUGUAUGAUAAAGCAAAACUGGAGAAAUGGGCAGCGUAUGCGAAUAGAGAUGGGCUGGUGGAACGCCUCACUGUCUACGCAGACUCAGACCGUACUGAAGAACUGGAGGUGAAGGAAUGGUUCAAACACCGAGAAGACCUGUUGUAUAUGAGAGAAGUGAAUAAACAAACACAGCUGAUCACAGACCAUUUCAGUCCAGGACACCCCCUCCUUCUUAAAGCUCACUCCUACACGUCACUGGAACCUGAGACUGGGCACACAGUGGAGUUUUACCACAUGGCACGAGUUGAUGGCCUCUGCAAACGUUUUGAAAAUGCUACUGAGAUGACAGAGUACUUUGUGGGGCGGGAGGAUUUCCUGCACAUGCGGCACAUAGAGUUUGGCGAAAGAGACAAGAAAACGGAAAAGGCUGGCAUUGCAGCUGAUGCUAACCCCCGGCCUAUAGUGCAAAUCAAGGAGUAUUUCCACAGAAAUCCAGAAAAGCCUGCUGAUGAAGAUAUAGAGGAACGUAUCUUUAUGGUCAUAGAUGAUAUCAUCCAGCUGACAUAUCACCUCGAGCUUCAUGACACCAUUGCCUCAAAGGUGGUUUUCUGCAGAGUAAUAGGGAGGGAGAAGAGAGAAGAUGAAAUCUUCCUGAGCAGAGAAAACACUGUCAAAUACCAGCCGUGGUCCUCAGAGAAACACAAGAACAUGCUCCAUCUGUACAACUUGCUGUGGGAGCUGAGAGCAGAACAGAAGGAGCUGAAGCAACAAGUCCGGGACUCUGAAGCAGAGAUGUUAAAUAUUCUGAUGGUCCGUGAGGGUGAAGAAGCCAGUAUUAAAUUGACAGUUCCAAUGUUCAACAUUGCAAAAAGAGGACAACGGUGUGAAGCCAUGGUGCUGGAAGAGGAACAGAAGAGCUCCCACAGCUCUUUGGAGAACAAGAGUCAGCGCAUCGGAAGGGAGGAUGAAUCCCUCGCCCAUCACACUGCAACCAACUCCACCUUGUAGAGCCCGCAGGGACUGGGAUUCACUG
Molecule: messenger RNA, 2353 nt
Organism: Poecile atricapillus (Black-capped chickadee)
Lineage: Eukaryota; Metazoa; Chordata; Aves; Passeriformes; Paridae
Gene: DRC7
Product: dynein regulatory complex subunit 7
Exons: 16
Coding region: 121-2328 (735 amino acids)
Biological process (GO): flagellated sperm motility
Cellular component (GO): motile cilium
Source: RefSeq, a predicted model, not a curated record